Messenger RNA from Chara braunii, 2323 nucleotides. The record is from the annotation of a GenBank genome assembly. NCBI's taxonomy places the organism in Eukaryota, Viridiplantae, Streptophyta, Charophyceae, Charales, Characeae.
UCGUGCACCUAACACCACGAUGGAUGACUAUCCGAUGUAUGGGUUGCUUGUGGGGUUCUCCCUCUGGGAAACCCUCUGGCAUCUCCUCUUUCCUCUGGGGUUCUGGCACACGAUGAUGUGCAGAGUAAAUACCCGGGGUGGUACCUCCACCAAGCCAUACACGAAGGAGGAGGAGGACAAGAUGGCCGCCAUCUUGCAGGAGAGGAAGGAGAAGAAGGAGGCCAAGAAGAAGGCCUUGAAGGAGGAGCAGGCGGCCAAAUUGAAGAAGAUGGAAGAAGAGAUGGCCAGGGAGAAAGAGAGGCUGAAAAAGGAAGAAGAAAAGUUGAAGGAGGUGGAUGAAGAAGAGGAAGGACCGCCACUGCAAAGGAAGAGUGGGCAAAACAGUGGCAGCAGCGGUGAUGAGAUGGAGAAGAAGAUUUCGGAGUGGGUCGCCAACUUAUCUCUGGGCGAGGAAGAAGAGGUGAUGAUGUACAUCCCAAAGGAUGACCAAGAGGCUGCCAUGAAGGCUUGGGAUGUAGAGAAAGACCCCUGGAGGAUCAGCCGAGGAUGGAACCUCCAACAAAAAGUGGAGAUCAUCGCCCAGAGCAUCGAGCGUUUAGCUAGGGUACAAGAACAACAAUAUGAGUUUAGUCGCAGCCAGGAUAUAGCUGUGCGUUCGAUGCGACUGGGAUUUCGGAACUUUGCGCGUGAAUUAGUAGGCGCAAUAGAAGCCGAGGUGAGCCAUCGCCUCGAGAAGACGGAACGCUUCUGCGUCGGCGCCAUUGAAGGCGUCAAGGUGGCAGCUCCCAAGGAGAAAGAGGCACGUCCUCGCAGGGAGCCAGUCAAAGUCAAAUUCCCCGAUUCCUACAGUGGGAAAAGGGAAGAGAAUUUCGACAACUGGGAGGCCAACGUGAAGACCUAUGUGCAUCUGCAACAGGUCUCCCCGGAUCAGCAGGUUCUAAUUGCGAUCCACGCGCUUAGAGAUGAGGCCGCCAGCUUUGCAAGGUCCCUAGUUCGUGCCGCUAACUGCAAUGACGAUCCAGUUGCAUAUUCGUCAUUCACUCCCCUCGCCGAUUUUCUGAAGUUGCUGCGCGAGCGAUUUGCAGAUGUCGCUCGAAGUGUCAAAGCCUCAGAUAGGCUUCAGCCCAUCCACUCGCACCAAUGGAAGAGUGCCAAGGCACUCAAAGGCAAAAUGGAUGAGCUAGUGGUUGUUCCUGACCACAAGGUCACAGAGACCCAGUUGGUCAACCUCUUCUACCGGGCUAUGCCCGAAGCGCUCCGUGGUCACUUCUUUGCGAAGAGUCAGGACCCUGCUAUGACUUAUGAUGCACUUAGCAGGGAAGUGGCGUAUUUCCGCCUAGAGAAAGAUGGGGAGGUGGAGAAGGUCCUCCACUCCCUGACUCUCCUCGUGGAAGACAGCCUCCCGUUUGACAUUGUUCUGGGAAUGGAUUGGGGAGAGGCAGCCGGAGCCACGCUCCAUUUGAAGGAGCACGAGUGUAGGCUCCCUAGUUCUUCAGGCGAGGCUAAGACUGCCCGCCUGUUCCAUGUGUCAGGAGUAGAGAACCCCUUGGCACAUUGCUGUCUUAGUGCUCCUGGGUUCGCCAGAUUGGUGAAAAAGGAGAAAUUGGAGGAACAGGUUUUUGUUGCCUAUGUUAGGCCAGUGACUGAGCCUACGGAAGAAAAGUCGAUGGACCCUGCGAUUGCCAAGCUGCUGGAGGAGUUCAAGGAUCUAACUGAGCCGCCGAUAGGAGUAGUCUUGGAGAAGUUGAGGGAAGCUAACUUCAAGAUCAAUGCAAAGAAGUGCGAUUGGGCGAAGACCCAAGUUUUGUAUUUAGGCCACGUCUUAGACGGAGACGGCGUCAAGCCAGAGGAUAGCAAGAUCGCAGCGAUUAGAGAUUGGCCGACACCGCGUACGUUGACAGAGUUGCGGUCGUUUUCAGGCCUAGCCAACUACUAUACGAAGUUCGUAAGGAACUUCUCCACCAUCGCUGCGGCCCUUCGCGGAUUGCUCAGGAAGGAGACCAUCUGGAAGUGGGACAAGGACUGCACGUCUGCUAUGAAGAAAUUAAAACAGGCGUUGAUAGAGUAUCCGGUCCUUAAGGUCGCCGAUCUGUCCUUGCCUUUUGCCGUUACUACGGAUGCUAGCCAGUACGGCAUAGGCGCAGUGUUACAGCAAGACGAUGGCAAUGGGUAUAGACCCGUAGAGUUCAUGUCCGCCAGGAUGCCUUCAGAGAAGGUUGCGACAUCUACCUUUGAGAGGGAACUCUACGCUCUCAGGCAAGCGUUAGACCACUAGAAGCACUACUUGCUUGGGAGGCACUUCAAAGUCUAUUCAGACCAUGAG